Monoraphidium neglectum is the source of this 2892-nucleotide messenger RNA. Its product is annotated as 6-phosphogluconolactonase. Gene Ontology annotation, biological process: protein phosphorylation; pentose-phosphate shunt; carbohydrate metabolic process. Gene Ontology annotation, molecular function: protein kinase activity; ATP binding; 6-phosphogluconolactonase activity. The transcript is spliced from 17 exons. The coding region runs from base 1 to 2892 and encodes 963 amino acids. Lineage: Eukaryota; Viridiplantae; Chlorophyta; Chlorophyceae; Sphaeropleales; Selenastraceae. The record is from RefSeq and is a predicted model, not a curated record.
AUGUUGUUACAGCACGGGACCCCGCUGACGAGCUUCAAGCGCCCUUCGUCUGCCGCGUCAGUGGUGGUCCGUGCGGUUGCCGAGCCGGCGGCGAAGCGCGCCAACGGCAACGGCAACGGUGCCAAGCGCGAGCAGCCGUUCAUCAACGUCAUCCCCAAGACUUCGUGGGAGAAGGGGAUCCCCCCGGUUAUGGGAGCGCACCUGAUGGCUAGCGGCGUCAUUGCUCCCAUCAGCACCAGCAAGGGCGCGGGCCUGGAUGUGGACGUGCACCAGUUUCAGUAUCCCGGAGAGGGCGAUGCGCAGGUCAUCAUUUACGCGACCCCCAAGAACGCCGCCAAGGGGCUGGCCAAGCUCGUGAGCGACGCCGCGGCCGCCGCCAUCAAGGCGAAGGGCUCGUUCACCCUGGUGCUGUCGGGCGGCAGCCUGCUCAACAUGCUGUCCGGCCUGGCGGAGGUCAAGGGCGUUGACUGGUCAAAGUGGUGGGUCUUCUUCGUGGACGAGCGCAACGUGGCGCACAGCAGCGCGGACAGCAACUACAAGGGCGCGCAGGAGGCGCUGCUGUCACGCGUGCCCAUCCCGGCGGCGCAGGUUGUGGCCAUUUCAGAGGGCCUCACAGUGGAGCAGGCGGCCAUCAAGUACGAGGGCCAGCUCCUGGGCCUGCCCGCCAGCGUGCUGCCUCGCGAUGCCGAGGGUCUGCCCGUGUUUGACCAGAUCCUCCUGGGCGUCGGCCCCGACGGCCACGUGGCCUCGCUCUUCCCCAACCGCCCCGAGGUCGCCGCCACCGGCCGCUGGGUGCUGCCCGUCUCGGCGUCCCCCAAGCCGCCGCCGGAGCGCAUCACGUACUCCCUGCCGGUCAUCAACGCCGCAAAGGACGUGUUGAUCGUCGCCGUGGGCGAGAGCAAGUCCGAGAUUGUGCAGCGCGUUCUUGAGGUGCAAGCCCUGCCCGGGGCGCUGCCCGCGCAGCUGGUGCGGCCAAAGGGCGGCCGCGCACGCUGGGUGCUUGAUGCGCUGGCCGCGCAGGAGCUCAACGUCGGCGAGUGGGAGGGCAGCAAGGCGGGCUCAGCAGCUGCACCCGCUGUGCCCGCCCUGGCGCCCGCCGCCGUGGCAAACGGCACAGUUGGGUGUAACGGGGACGAUAACUGGGUGCAGCUACACCAGGGCUUUGUCCUCAAGGAUCAAUAUGAGAUACAGGGCUGCCUGGGAGCUGGCGGCUUUGGUGCGGUGUACAAAGCUGUCGACCUGCUGCACCCCAUGCACCCAAAGGUGGUGCUGCUGCGGCCAUUAGAGCGCAGCUGUGUGGCCGUCAAGCUGGAGGUGACAUGCACACAGCACGACUCCCGCCUGCCGCCAACACAAGCCACUGCUGAGAACAUCAAGGCUGCACUGAGGGAUUCGCGCCUGCGCCGCGAGUACGACAUGUACCUGCGCCUGGGCGCGGUCGCACCGCCCGGCGCCGACACUGCGGCGCGCCGCUGCGGCCUGCCGCUCGUCCACGCCUGCGGUCACCUGGUGGUGGUGGGCCCCCCACCCGCCCCUCCCCGCGGCGCCCGUCCUGCCGCCCCGCACGACCAGCACGCGUCGGGCCCGCAGCCGCCGGGUGCGGCGGCGUCGCACCACUGCACUUGGAUGGCGAUGGAGCUGCUGGGCCGCGACCUGUGGUCGGCGCGCGAGACAGGGCGCGCUUUCGUUGAGGCGGACUCGGGCGCCGGCGAGGGCGCGGCGCAGCUGGUGGCUGUCGGCAGGGGCGCUCUCAGGGCCCUGCAGUACCUGCACUCCAAGGGAGUCCUGCAUUUGGACAUCAAGGCAGAAAACUUGAUUCUCCCCCACCGUGCCCUUGCCGCCCCCGCACGCGCGUCCGCCGCCGCGGCGUUUGCGCCCGCGCCCCCCAGGCACCCAGUCGUCGCCAGGCGCCCCGCCGCCGCCCGCAAGGCCCCAGUCCCGCCAGCAGCUGCCGCGGCGCCCGCCGCAGGCGUGAGGGGCGCGCUGCAGCUGCUGCCGUCGGCGGUGAUCGCAGCGUUUGGCGGCGGCGGCGCAUGCGGCGGCGGGGGCGGGGGCGCGGCCGGCAAGGAGAACGCGCGCCCCGGCGACGCGGCGGCCGUCACAGUGCGCGCAGCACCAGUGCAUGCGCACGCGCCAGCCAAGCCGGCGGGGAUGGCGGCCGCGCAGGGCGUCGUCCCUCCGCCCGUGUUAGUAAUCGAUUUGGGGCUGGCGGCCGUGAUGAAGGACGGCACAGCAAAGCCCAGGGUCUUCUACGGGACGAAGGACUACAGCUCGGCCAACGCGCUGCGCCAGGGCCGGCUGUCUGCGGUGGACGACCUCCACUCGCUCGGCUCGACGCUGCUGGAACUGCAAAUUGGACAGCUGCCCUGGGUCUGCGACAACGGCCCAGGCGCCGACGGCGACGGCGGCGAGCAGCAAAAGGGUGAAGCCGGCGGGAGCGGCGAGUUUGGGACGCGGCGGCUGGCGCAGGCGGCGGCCGAGCAGGAGCUGGCCAGGGACCUGGCGAUCCGAAGGGCCUGCCUGCCGCCCUGGGCGCUAGCAUGGCAUCUGUACCUGUCCAGCCUGCGGCCGGGCGACAGGAUCAGCUACAGCUUUCUCGGAUUCAUCAUUGACACGGCGCUCGUGGCGCCUCUGCUGCGUCCACCUGUGCAGCAGCAGCGGCAGCAGCAGCAACAGCAGCAACAGCAGCAACAGCAGCAACAGCAGCAGGCGCAAGCUGCGGCAGGCCUCAAGCGGCGCCAGCCGCAUGCAGAGGCGGGCGCGCCGUUCAGCCCUGAGGGCGGGGGGCCUGGCGCCAAGCGGGCGCGCGGCGGCGGGCCUGCAGGGGUGGCGCAGGGUGCGAAGCACCUAAUCGGCGCGCAAGAAUUGGCAGCUGGGAUGGCAGAGGAGUGA